CCCUCCCCAAAUACUCACAACAUCAAACUUCAAUCGUCUCGAGUCUCAACUAUUCGCAUUGCUCUCCUUACCCUUUUCCCAACUUCAAAAUUAUACUUUUGAAAACUACUACUAUCUGCAUUUUGAUCAGCAAUGGAGGCGGUAACAAAGAUGGCGUCCGAGAGACCAGUGGUAAUCUUCAGCAAGAGCUCGUGCUGCAUGUCUCACUCGAUCAAAACCCUGCUUUGUGACUUUGGGGUGAACCCAGCAGUGUAUGAGCUUGAUGAGAUGCAAAGAGGGAGAGAGAUAGAGCAAGCUCUCUCUAGGCUGGGAUGCAACCCUACUGUGCCUGCUGUGUUCAUUGGCGGUGAACUUGUGGGUGGAGCCAAUGAGGUCAUGAGUCUUCAUCUUAAGCGCUCCUUAAUCCCCAUGCUUAAGCGCGUCGGAGCAUUAUGGGUUUGAUUUAGCUAAUUAACUUACAUAACAGGAGCUUAAGAUUCCUAGUUAUGCAUGCUUGAUAUAUUACUAAACAAAAAGAAAUAUCGGAGUCGGAUUAUAUAAUAAAUAUAUAGCAUAUAUAGAGCAUGUAAGAGUUUUCAAUAAGGUUAUUAACUUAUGAUGUACUCUAGCUUUUUUGUAAUACGCUAUGUUUCUUGUUCUGGUUAUUAUAAUAAUAAAAUCUUACUUUCAUUAA
Molecule: messenger RNA, 673 nt
Organism: Malus domestica (apple)
Lineage: Eukaryota; Viridiplantae; Streptophyta; Magnoliopsida; Rosales; Rosaceae
Product: monothiol glutaredoxin-S2
Source: RefSeq, a predicted model, not a curated record